Messenger RNA from Phycomyces blakesleeanus NRRL 1555(-), 1842 nucleotides. RefSeq lists its product as hypothetical. The transcript is spliced from 13 exons. Gene Ontology annotation, cellular component: cytosol. NCBI's taxonomy places the organism in Eukaryota, Fungi, Mucoromycota, Mucoromycetes, Mucorales, Phycomycetaceae. Gene Ontology annotation, biological process: nucleotide catabolic process. Bases 1 to 1842 code for a protein of 613 amino acids. The record is from RefSeq and is a predicted model, not a curated record. Gene Ontology annotation, molecular function: hydrolase activity.
AUGUUGAUUAAUCGGUUCUUACUACUGUCGGCUUUGGCUGGCACUGUUCUUGGCCACACUGGUGGGCACUUGGUGAAGCGCGAACAGCCUGGUGUACCAAAGACUCCGAUAUUGGAUCUUAACCCACUUCAUUGGGGAGAUGUCAAUUUCAUUCACACCACAGAUACUCAUGGCUGGCUCGAGGGUCAUUUGUCAGAGGAGUCUUACAACGGUGACUUGGGUGAUUUCUACUCAUUUGCGGUCAGAAUGAAGGAAAAGGCACAAAAACUGAAGAAAGACCUAUUUAUCGUGGAUACUGGAGAUCUUCACGAUGGAAAUGGCUUGAGUGAUGUGACCCCCCUUGACGGACUUGUCACCCAACCAAUGUUGAAGAACAUUCCUUACGACGUGCUCUCCGUUGGUAACCAUGAACUUUAUGUCAAUGAAGUCACGUUGGAUGUCCAUAAGAAUUUUGUGCCUCAUUGGAAAGGUCGUUACUUGGCUGCUAACGUGUAUAUCAAGGAUGCUAGCAACAACAAGACCGUUCAACUUGGAGACAAAUACGCGUAUUUCAAGGGUGCCCAUGGUACACGUGUGCUAUCAUUUGGCUUCUUGUUCAAUUUCAACGGAAACGGAAAUGCAUCUGUUGUCCGCAAUGUGGCCGAUGAAAUCAGUGAUCCUUGGUUUGAGAAGGCACUUUUGACGCACAAGGCCGAUGUGAUUGUUUUGAUUGGUCACAUUAGUCUUCACACCGGUGAAUUCCAGACAGUCACUGCUGCAAUCCGCAAGCAUUAUCCUUAUAUUCCUAUCACAAUUUUGGGUGGUCACACCCAUAUCCGCGAUUUUGCUAUUUAUGAUUCUUGGGCAGCUGGUAUUGAGUCUGGCAGAUAUCUCGAAACAAUUGGCUUCUUCUCUGUAGAUGGAAUUUCCGAAUCAAAGAAGUUUAUCGAAAAGCACGGAUACCAGUCCUCUCAAUUGCCCUCCAACCUUACCUUCCAUCGCCGUUACCUUGACCAGAACCGUGAAACCUAUAUCUAUCACUCCUUGGACAAGAAGUCUACCGAUAAGAAGAGUAAUAACAAGAAGCUCAAAUUUGACACACCUCUCGGAAUGUAUAUCUCCAAGAACAUCACCAACUGGCGCGACCGUCUUACUCUGUCUACUACUCUUGGAUGUGCUCCCCAAGAUUAUUAUCUCUCAGCUGUCCCUAUGACCAGCAACAGCAGUCUUCUUAGCCUUGUUGUAAACGAGGUCUUGCCCCAAGCUGUUACCGAUCCUUCCCGCCCUUACCCACCUUACAUUAUUAUCAACAGUGGCUCUCAGCGUUAUGAUGUUUACAAGGGUGCUUUUACUCUGGACAACAUGUACCAAGUAUCUCCUUUUGUCGAUCGCUUCAUGUACAUCCCUGCUGUUCCUUUAAGCAUUGUCAAGCAAGUCCUUCCUAUCAUGAACCAUGAAAAGGUUACUAAGCGUAGUGUCUGGCCUCAUGGUCCUCAACCCGAAUAUAUCGAAAGCCAAAACUACCUUGCAGAGCACUUUGGAGCCGAUCUCACUCGCCGUGAUGUUCUUACUCCAGGUUACACUACCAAAGAUGAUCUUGGCACUGAUGGUGACGAUACAAAGCACAGCCAGAUCCCUUACUAUGAUAGUACUACAUACGUGGCCUCCCCUUUGCCUACUGGCUCUGAUGAUACUCUUAUUGAUCUCGUCUUCCUUGAUUUCUUUGUCCCCCAAAUGAAGACCAUUCUCAAGACUUUGACUGGAAAGGACUGGGCAGUUGAGCCUGUAUAUGGUGAUUACGAUGUCACUUCUAGCACAAUGUGGAAGGUGUUUGCUGCCAAAGCUUGGCUUAAAGAUUGCUAA